Molecule: messenger RNA, 1609 nt
Organism: Aspergillus steynii IBT 23096
Lineage: Eukaryota; Fungi; Ascomycota; Eurotiomycetes; Eurotiales; Aspergillaceae
Product: rRNA-binding ribosome biosynthesis protein RPF1
Exons: 1
Coding region: 193-1485 (430 amino acids)
Biological process (GO): maturation of LSU-rRNA; maturation of 5.8S rRNA
Cellular component (GO): nucleolus; preribosome, large subunit precursor
Molecular function (GO): rRNA primary transcript binding
Source: RefSeq, a predicted model, not a curated record
GCGCGUAAAUGGUAAAUGGUAGAUUGGCGAGCUUCACUCGACCGCAGCGAAAGGAACGUGUCGCCGGCAGAAUCUCACCGCCGGCCACUCUCUUCUUCCGCUUUCCCCCCCGGAGUUUUGUGAAAAAAAGUAAACGAAAUCCGUCGAGACGAACCGCCGACAGUCGACCGCAUCUACCACCUCCGCUGCACGAUGGUGUCCAAGAAAUCCCUCGCCAGACCUCCUCCGGGAGCCGUUUCGGAUGAGAAACCGGCCAACAAAAUCCGACGUCAGCUGCUGCACGUCAAGAGAAAGCGUGCCAAGGACUCAGCUCGCCGGGCAGAACGUUAUGCAUUCAAGAAAGAGGAGGCUAAGAACCCGAAGCUCAAGGAUGAGCGUCUCAAGCGCAAUAUUCCCUUGACUCUGGAGCGGAAGCGAGUGUGGGACGAAGCCGACAGCGACGCCGAGGAUGGACUGGGCCUGAGUGUCGACGUCGAACGCAUCAAGAGACAGAAGCAGGAGGAGGAGGACGAACUCAAUCGGCCUCUGGAUCCUUCCGAACAGCAGUCGGAGGGGUCGCAAGACGAUAGCGACGAUGUCGACAGCAUGCUGGCCAGCAGCGACGAUGAGAAGGACGACGGCGACGACGACGAAGACGACGACGACCACCCGCGCGGGCGGUCGAAAUCCUCCAUUCCCUCGGCCACUGCACGUGCGACGAGUCCGACUCAGUCGUCCAAGAGUACCAACCUGAACCUCGCCCCCGAGGCGCUGGCGGCCAAGUUCCCUUCGCUCUUCUCCACGGAAACCCCGAAAACGCCCAAGAUCCUGAUCACCACCUCCAUCAACUCGAUCCUGCACGACGAGGCCGAGAUCCUGACCUCGCUGUUCCCCAACAGCGUAUACAUUCGCCGCACUGCGCACCGCUACUCGCACAAGUUUUCCAUCCGCGAGAUCGCCUCGUUUGCGACGAACCGGCAAUAUACCGCUCUUGUCAUCCUCCAGGAGGAUCAAAAGCGGCCGGCCGGCCUGGAUAUCAUCCACCUGCCCAAGGGCCCGAUGUUCCACUUCACCAUUAGCAACUGGAUUACGGGCAAAAAGCUUCCCGGGCACGGAAAUCCCACGGAACAUUGGCCGGAGCUGAUCCUCAACAAUUUCCGCACUCCGCUGGGUCUCCUCACGGCGCAUCUCUUCCGGAGCCUCUUCCCGCCGCAACCCGAUAUCGAAGGACGCCAGGUCGUUACUCUCCACAACCAACGCGAUUACAUCUUUGUGAGACGGCACCGGUACGUGUUCCGUCAAAAGCGCGAGACGGAGAAGAGCGUUGUCGGGGCGGACGGAAAGGAGAUGAAGGGCGCCGAAGGAUUACGAACGGGACUUCAAUCGCUGGGGCCCAACUUUACCCUCAAGCUUCGACGAGUAGACAAGGGGAUCCAGCGAGCCAGUGGGCAGGAGUGGGAAUGGAAGGGUGGAAUGGAGAAACAGAGAACGAAGUUCCAACUGUGAAUAUUGACCUGUAUUGCAUAUGUGGUUUUUUUUUGGGCGGAGUUUCAGCAAUAAAAAUGGGAUCGGUGGUUUGUUUUCUUGUCUGUGCUGUGUUUUAAGAUAUUUUAUACCUUUUGGAUUGAUA